AUGGCAAAAGAGCAGCAAUCACAACCACGUCAGGCCGUGCGGUUACUAGGAACUACGGAGCCCAAACAUGUCGAAAUCCAUGCAAACCAAGGAAGAACACCCAUCGUCUACUGGAGUGACAUCGAGAAGCAGUUCUCCAAAACCGCGCUGGCGAUCUUUGCCGGAAAUGGCGUUGACUUUGUACGGGAUCACAACAUGCAAGCCCGACAGCUGGGGCGCGACUUGGAAAAGUACCACGAUGCGAACAUAGCUCAGCACAAGAUUGGACAUGCCAUGCUCAACAACGUUCUUCUGAAUGUAAAGUCCGGCAUCCGGGCUCUAUUCGACCUCCCCAGCCACUCGAUCCCAAGAAUGUUCAUCGUCAUCCCUGGGCCGACGUCCAAACGCAACCUUGCCAACAUAGUUUCCCGCUCCUACCGGCUCUUCUUCCUUUGCGAAUGCGGCGACUCGGCUGCCGCUGCAACCUCCACUAUCGACGGGGGAGUCUCCCAUAAGAUGCACUUUGCCCACCACGAAGGGUACGAGAUCAGAACGCCCAAGGCAUUUAUCCAAAAGUACGGUAGCCACAUGAUGAAGCUCCUUGAUAUGAUUCAAAAACUCGCGUCCGUCGGUAGUGCCGCCUUUCCCGCCUUCCCCGCCAUCCUCAACUCAUCCAUGUUGCCGUCCGAUAUACAGAACGUCCUUAAAUCCACCGACGACAACUGUCUGCCCAGGAUCAAGGAAAUCGCCGAACAUCUCCAACAAGUCCUCAACUCAACCGACGACACAAUCGACGCGAACCUCUGCCAGAUUCUUGACGGCCCCGACCUCCGAGCGAUCGAGUCGUUCUUGAUUCGAAAGGAUGACAACCGAAGCUUGGGCAACCUGCACCGGAUCCUGACGCCUGACUACAACAUCAAAUGGGUCUGUGACCAGCAUGUGGAAGAGAAUGCCAACCGCACCAACAUGGACGUACUUGAACACGCGAUCCGGAUAUUCAGUGGCGGCGCCCUAGACAAGAAGCGAGGACUAGUUACGGUGCGGCUCUCAUCUAGCAACGCCGAAGAGUUUUUCAGGUUAAUUGGGAAGGAACCUCUCAUUCAGGAGCUCGACAUCACCUUGGACUUUGGUCCAUCGACAGAGCAAAUCCGGACGCUACGACAGAACAUGAAGUGCUCCCACGUUUCGAGUCUGUCCAUCAACAUCGACGUUCCCGGAAGCAAGCAUAUCUUUCUGGGCGUGCGAAAGGUCGGCGGAGCCGCCCAACUCUUGAAACUCCUCGAGCUCGGGAAGGUGGGUAAGCCGGGGCCUUUCAGGAACCUAUCCGUAAAGGGUGUGCCAGACAUUUUGGAGGGGCACGAGUUCGAGAAAUGCCUUGCCUACAGUCUUGCCAUGGAUCAGGAGUCGUUCAAUUGGGGGCGGGAGAAGAGCAGGCAGCGACUGCUUCUGUUGCUGAACAAGGCUCCCGAUCUAUCGAACCUCCGACUCUGCAGCAGCACACUCUCGGAAGGAUACGACAUGGUCCGGCAGCUCGCCCGCAGAUCACAUCGACUGACGACCAUCCACAUCACUACGGACCGCCGGGAGCACAUCGAGUUUGGUCUCAAAGCAGGAUCGAUCGAAACCAUCGCUGGAACCGUCCAGGCAUCUGGAUUGAGCACAGUGGUGAUGUGGGAACACAAGGUCGAGAGACUUACAGUCAUGGCAGUCGACGAUCAUGAGACAUGGCCUGCGCUCGAGACUAUUAUUAUCCAGAAUCAUGGCCUCGCUCGAUUGGAUCUCCACUGUCCGGUCAACAGGUUUUGCUCCAUCUUCAAACAAGUCACCGCUACUGCCGGACCCAACUCGAAUCUCGGGACGCUCUGUCUCCGUCACGGGGACAGUGAGCUCCUCACAAAGGAUCUCAGCGACCCCAUCGCCACGACAACGAUCAAAAUGCUGCCAGAGGAGGAACGAGAUCUGGGCAUGUGGACGACCUAUUCACUGUUCGGCUUCUUUCCAGCCUACGAUGCGAAACCAUGCUUGCUGACGGAAGAGCAGGUUUUGACACUCCAAGACCAUUUUCAGAGUGUAAACGGACCGAUACGCCUGCAGGAAGUCAACCUCGAUGUCUCCAAUCUGAGUUGGUAUGGGUUCCACCACCUGAACACAUUCUUGGACAAGCACAACCAUAUUCGUGUCCGCCUUUCAGGAGCCUGGAGAAAGGACAUCCACAACGACUUUCUCUCGCGCCUCGGAGGACGACUUUCCGAAUUCGAUAUGACAGUACAGAUCUCAGGAACGAAUCCACUAGCGAAAGGAGCCAACACCCUGUUCGACACCCUCACACGCAUCCGAAACGCCGUCUCGAUCCCGGGUGCCAGAUUGAGGUUCAUGACCGACAAGGGCAACACUAUCGAUAUCCCCGACCUCCAAAACCCAAACUCUGCAUCCUUUGAUAUCAUCCAAGACGACGAACCAUUCGACUUUGCGCUCACUCGGUACUUUGGUCUCCUCCCAUCCAAGCUCUUCUGCGACAACGAGUUCUCUGACACAGAUGUCCCAAUCCUCCAAAACCUCAUUGCUCAAUGCCCAUCCCGCCUUCGAUACCUUUCCCUUUCCAUCACGGGUCUUGAUGAGGGGAGUAUGGAUGAAGUAGAAAAAAUGGUCCUUUUACUGUCUUCAGAUGCCGAGAUCAGGGUCGAGUGGAACGGAGACGGAGACAAUUACCGAAGCAGGCAUAAAGCGAAUACAAAGGUUUAUUUCCUCAUCAACGUCGCCCACCGGACGAAUGAACUCGACCUUAGCAAUAUCAACAACUUUUGCGACCCCCCGUCGACCCUCAGUUGGCCCGUCUUAAGAUCCGUCUCCUUGAGGAACAUUCGCGGUUCGCAUUGGCUCUCGGCAUGGAUCCAGUUGAUGGUUGCGUCAAAAUGGCUACGAAUGGUGUCUCUGGUGGGUCUAAAGGAGUUCGGGCACGUAGAGUGGGGUAAAGUUCUGGCGAAGAUGAAUUCUGCAGGCCUUGAGUCGCUUAAGAUCUCGUCUUCGCAUCUUCCAGUAGAAUUACUGCCGCAGUUGGUGGACCGGAUCCCGCGGGCUGGUGGGUGCUUGAGUAAGCUGAUGGUGGAGUGUGAUGAGACACCUAGGAAGGGCUGGUUCGGAUGCAAGAAGACGCCAGUUGAACGGAUAGAUUUUCAACAGUUGGUUUGGGAUAGAGCUCCGACGUGCAGUGUCACCAUUGAUUACAAUUGGAUCAAGGAGCAGUAG
Molecule: messenger RNA, 3225 nt
Organism: Linnemannia hyalina
Lineage: Eukaryota; Fungi; Mortierellomycota; Mortierellomycetes; Mortierellales; Mortierellaceae
Source: the annotation of a GenBank genome assembly